GGAGGGUGCGGAAUUUAUUUUAUUUUUCAAAUCAAGAUUUUGUGGACGAAGUUUGUAAAAUUUGUCAUUAGCUGUUUCCUUAUCCGGGAAUCGGGCCUAGCCCCGUCAUUGGCUCGUAUAGUCACAUGGGUGACUAACUUUAUUCAGUUGACAGCAAGUAGGAGGGCUUUAUGGAACGGGAAAAAAGACAACUCGAGAAAAAUUAGUAUUUUCCACCUUCAGAAAUUAAUGACCAUGAGUUCGUUUUUGGUGAAUUCUAAAUAUGUGGAUCCCAAAUUUCCUCCUUGCGAGGAAUACUCGCAAAAUAACUACAUACCUGACCACUGCUCAGAGUAUUACAGCCAGCCGCAGGACAUUGAUUUUCAGCACCAAGGAGUCUAUCCACGGUCAAACUACAGCGGCCAGUCGUACAGCUGCAGCAACGCUCGGGGCUCUCCGGUGCAGCAGAGGGGUCAUGUGCAGGCACAGCCCGCUCCUCAGAACCACCUCUCAGCCCAGGGGGAGCCCGUUGCACCGCUCCAAGUGUCCAUAGCCCGGCCUUGCAACCAGCAGCAACACAAUACAAAGAAUCAAAACGGCACAGCAACCAAACAGCCAGCGGUGGUUUAUCCUUGGAUGAAGAAAAUCCACGUUAACACGGUGAAUCCUAAUUACACUGGAGGGGAACCCAAACGCUCACGAACUGCCUACACAAGGCAGCAGGUCUUAGAACUGGAGAAGGAGUUCCAUUUUAACAGGUAUCUGACAAGACGACGUCGUAUUGAAAUAGCCCACACGUUGUGUCUUUCCGAACGCCAGAUCAAAAUUUGGUUUCAAAACCGAAGAAUGAAGUGGAAAAAGGAUCACAAAUUGCCGAACACUAAGACCAGAUCGUCCAAUUCUUCUUCUGCUUCCAGUCAACAGUCACAAACUGUUUCCAAGGACCAACAAACAGACCUCACAAGUUUAUAGAACAACACCUCAUAAGUGGUUCUCUGUGUAUAUAAUGAGACAUUUCCAAGCAGAAAUUGCAUGUACCGAUAACAUGGCUUGUAGGUGCUUUCUUGGUGCUAUUUUUCGGGCAUUGAAGCGACCUUAUCAUAUACAGUCACCUUGUUCUUAAAUCUAGGGAAUGAGACAAAAAGGGUAAUGUUAUCUUGAGCUCCAAUAGAAACGGCUGCGACUCUAGUAAGUAGUUGUUCUUGCCAUACAACACAUCUUAGUAACCUCAGUAAGUGCAAGGUACUAGGUCAUGGAGACAUGAUGAGGUAUACGGUCCAGGAAGGUACAUGUAUAGUCUGCUAGCAUGAAAUUGAAAGGCUGCGACGCUUGCUCAUGGUCUUUUUUAUUUUAUAAUGAAGGCACAGCGAUUUGAUGUGGCAAUUUCUUAUUCCCACGGCUAUUUUGCUCGUAAUGUGUAUUUUUGCGACCCCAUCUCUUUGUGUAUAUUGUGUUGAUAUUGGAGAUUUAUAGUGAUCAGGAAUUAGACAGUGUUUUGUGGUUUCCUUAUUUAAAAUAUGAAAAUGGUAUUUGUAUUGUGCUGCUGAAUGGAUUAUUGUUACAAUGCAAGAUUGCAUACAUUUUUAUGUUCAAGAAUGAUACCAAAAUUCGUCCGCACUACUAAAGUUCGAAAAUAAAUUAGUAGUAACAAGA
Molecule: messenger RNA, 1632 nt
Organism: Leucoraja erinaceus (little skate)
Lineage: Eukaryota; Metazoa; Chordata; Chondrichthyes; Rajiformes; Rajidae
Gene: hoxd4a
Product: homeobox D4a
Exons: 2
Coding region: 229-951 (240 amino acids)
Biological process (GO): embryonic skeletal system morphogenesis; regulation of transcription by RNA polymerase II; anterior/posterior pattern specification
Cellular component (GO): nucleus
Molecular function (GO): DNA-binding transcription factor activity, RNA polymerase II-specific; RNA polymerase II cis-regulatory region sequence-specific DNA binding
Source: RefSeq, a predicted model, not a curated record